AAUUUAAAUUCGUAUUGACAGACUGUUAGCAAAUCACCAAAAUCUUCUUCUUCCACAACAUGCUCUCCAUCUCCAUUCCCACACCUUCAAACUCUCAACCGUCUCCUUCAAAUUUUCAAUCGAUCGAAUCGAUCGAUCGAUCAUGGCAUCCUCUCACCGCCGCCGCUACUGUUUCCUCCUAGCGCUGUUUCUGCUCACUGCAGCGUGCACCCCCGCCGCAUCCUCCUCCGACGCCACCUACGCCAAAUCCCUAAUCAAAUUCAAGCAGUCGCUCACCAACGCCGCCGCGCUCGACGGCUGGCGCGAGCCGGCCGUCAGCCGCCUCUGCUGGCGCAACAUCCCGGUCUGGACCGGCUGCAUCUGCUCCAACGGCUCCUUCGUCGGGCUGCGGCUCCAAGGCAUGGGCCUCGGCGGCGCCAUAGACGCCGACGCCCUCGCCGAUCUGCCGCUAUUCAGCUUCAGCGUGGCGCACAACAACUUCUCGGGGCCGUUCCCGAACGUGGAGAAGCUGCGGAAGCUCAGGAGCCUGUACUUGACGAAUAACGGCUUUCGCGGCGAGAUUAGGGGCGACGCGUUUGCAGGGAUGAAGGCUGUGAGGAAAGUGGUGCUCGCCGGGAAUUACUUCACGGGGAAUAUUCCGGCGUCGUUGGUGGAGUUGCCGAGGCUCGUCAAUUUGCAGGUGCAGGAUAAUCUGUUCGGCGGGAGGCUGCCGGACUUCCGGCAACCUAAUUUGACGGCGAAUUUCUCCAACAAUAGGCUUCGAGGCCCCAUACCGGUGGCGCUCAGCAACCAGAAUGCUAGCUCUUUUUAUGGAAAUGUGGAGCUAUGCGGCAGCCCUUUAGCCCCAUGCAAACCAAAGAAGCGAUCAGUCUCAAAAAUGGCCUUCAUCGCAGCCGCCCUCGCCGGAGCUGCAUUUUCAGCGAUGAUAACUCUCACCCUCAUCCACCGCCGGCGUCCAAAACCCCUCAAAUACUCGAAAUCCAUCGACGGCUUCCCCAUGGAAGACCCAACUCACACCAAAAUGAAGAAAAAACCAGAGCAAAAACUAUGCUUCGUCAACAACAGCAUCCAAAGAUUCGAGCUGGACGAGCUCCUCCAAGCCUCGGCUGAAGUCCUAGGCAGCGGAAGCUUCGGCUCUUCAUACAAGGCCGCCCUCUCCGGCCGCCACUCCUACGUGGUCCGGAGAUUCCGGAGGAUGAACAACCUAGGUAGAGAAGAUUUCUGCUCACACAUGACGAGGCUAGGGAGGCUGUCGCACCCUAACCUCGUGCCCCUCGUGGCUUUCCAUUACAGGAAAGAUGAGAAGCUUCUCAUCACCAAAUUCGUCGAAAACGGCAGCUUAGCCAGCCACCUCCAUGGAAAGAGAGGCUCAGCCCAACCCGGGCUCGACUGGCCGACGCGUUUAAGGAUCAUCAAAGGCGUUGCAAGAGGACUAGCCUAUCUAUAUAAAGAACUUCCCACACUGAGCUUACCUCAUGGCCAUCUCAAGUCUUCAAAUGUUCUACUAGACAGCAACUACCGGCCCCUUAUAGCAGACUAUGCGUUGGCACCGGUGAUGGACAAGGAUCAUGCUGAGCAGCUCAUGGCGGCCUACAAGUCGCCUGAGUCCACACAGAGCGAGGGUGUGACGAGGAAGACGGAUGUGUGGAGCCUCGGGAUUCUGAUACUUGAGGUGCUGACGGGUCAGUUCCCGGCUAGCUAUCUGAAGCAGGGCAAGGGGCCUAGCUCGGAUCUGGCUACGUGGGUUGGCUCUGUCGUGGGGGAGGAGUGGACGGAUGAGGUGCUCGAGGGGGAGAUGGCCAGGUUGAUGAAAAUCGGGAUGUGUUGCUGCGAGUGGAAUGUGGAGAGGAGGUGGGAUUUGAGGGAGGCAGUGGAGAGAAUUCAAGAGUUGGGAGAGUGAUGAGUGAUGAUCAACUUACUUCACAUUUUUUACCUGCUUUUUCUUGUGCUCUUCAUUUAGAUCCCUUCUCUGCUACUUGCUGUAGAAACAACAGUUGAAUGAAGGAUGAAACAAACCAACAAACAUAAUCAGUUGUAUGUACAACACCAUGAAAAUGAGUUCUCUCAUUCUCUUUAACAUUUA
Molecule: messenger RNA, 2083 nt
Organism: Salvia miltiorrhiza (redroot sage)
Lineage: Eukaryota; Viridiplantae; Streptophyta; Magnoliopsida; Lamiales; Lamiaceae
Product: probable LRR receptor-like serine/threonine-protein kinase At4g31250
Exons: 3
Coding region: 143-1900 (585 amino acids)
Biological process (GO): protein phosphorylation
Molecular function (GO): protein kinase activity; protein binding; ATP binding
Source: RefSeq, a predicted model, not a curated record